CUUAACUGCAUUGUUGGUUAAGGGCUUGUAAGGUCUACCUACACCUGUUGUAUUCAGCGCAUGUGACAAAUUAAAUUUGAUUUGAUUUUGUUGUACAACACCAAAACCUUACCCAGUGCCUCAUCACUAAGAUGGGACAACAUAACAUAGCACACAUCUUUCCCAGUUGAAGUUAACCCAGCCUUACCUAUUGUCCUUUGCAUCUCUGCCAUGGUAAAUGGUGCAUUCAAUGCAUCCUUUACAUCCUCCCUCAUAUCCAGCACUCCAGGAUAUUCCUCUCUUGUUCUCUCUCUCUCCACCUCUGCCCAUCCUCUGACAAAUGUGCCAAGCUAAAUGGAAACUCCUCUGGAAAGCAUGGAGUUUAUUAGGCUACAGAUUAAAUACAUUAUGAACUUCACAUGGUGGUGAAUGUGCAAGAUACUCCUUUCCAAUAAAUAUCGAGGGUCUUAUUCUGGUGACAUGAUUGAUGCUUGGCUGCCGUUUGACAAAUAAUAUCGCUCUUAUCCAUAAUAAUCUCAUAAUGUAGAUAGCCAACCUCCACUGUAUGUGCGAGCUGUUAGCUAGAGCGCAUGUGCCAAGACCAGAGUGGGCACAUUUGCUAUUUUAACAGUUGUGACAAAACCAUCAGUAGAGUUGAAAAUGUAUUCGGUACAUGGGAAUUUAACAGCAAAAGUUAUUUUUUCAUCUGCAAACAGACUGAUGGAAACGUAUCGCCGGUGGGAAAAUGUGCAUAUUGUUUCAUGCAGAUUGUAUAUUCGUAAUGAAAAUCUGUCUCAAAUUGAAUGGAAACCUACCUAAUGUCUAGGAGUGCAGUGAUGCGUAACAUAUUUUGGAAUGCUGUUCCUUUCAUUCAAGGUUUACAAAUGCUAUCAUCUAAUUUCCCCAUCAAUCUUUCUAGGCCGAUCCACUAUUUAAACUUACAGGCUGCAAGUAAAUUAAGGACUUUCUGGUCUCAGUGAAGCAUGUUCGGGAAUGUCUUCCUGCCUAGCUGGUAGACUGGCAGAAGUCUUAAAGCGAUGUCACCUUGUGUAUCUGGAGAGAAAAAUGUUUAGUGAGUAACUUGAUUGUUUCAGGAAAAACAAAUGAAUGAGCAUCUGACGCACCACUAGCUGGGUAUUUUCAAACUAGAUUUGCACUUCGAAGAGAAGAUCUUGGGCCUGCUUCUCUCGGUUGGCGAAGCAAAGUUUUUUUUUUUUGUCCUUGAAGAUCGCUACUACUUAUGAAUGGACGGAAUAGCAGCGGAAUAGCCUCAAUUAUCCUUGCUACUUAGGUGUCUACUGUAGCUAGAUAGCUAGCUUCUUUACAAUGAUGUAAAGACAUGCACUACAGGAUGCCAAAUCUUUCCAGCGGAUGAGUUUUAGUUAGGCAAGAUUUAAUGUUUUAUUUUUUUGUUGCUAUGGUUAUUAAUUAUACUGCACUGAUAGAGCGUAAUUCCCAGAAAACAGAUUUGAUAGUGGCAGCAGCAGAGAUAUGAGUGUAAGAGAUUUUAGAGCAGAAGAUCUAAAGGGGGUUUUAAGAAAAGGGGUCUGUCCCAUCCUCCCAGUUGUCCUGGAGUAAGAUCUGGGAGUACUGGGAUAGGGGUGGUGAGUUUUUUUGGAUAUGGUGGUGUAUAAAAUGUGUGGGUUGGAUGGUGGUGCAAUUUAUUUUCUCCGUUUCCCCUUAUUUUUUGGGGACAAUGUGCAAUUCACACUCCGACCUGUGAAAGGAAACAAUAACCAACACAGCGUCCAGUCUACCGGAAACUCACACGAAGAAGUAAACAGAAAGUGAACAGUGACUAAGAACAAUUUCCACUUUGGCAUUAAUUGUUAUUUAGACGUGUAUUAACACCCUGGAACUCAAAAUAUGACUGAUUUAACUGGACAGCAUCACAUACUUACAGCGUGUAGUGUUUAAUAAGCGUUGGAGACGGGACUUGAUUGAUAUACGUGAUCUCGGUAACGCUAGUGAACAAUGGAUAACUGUAUGGUUUUUCACACUCAAAUAGCCUCCGUCAUGGAGGUGCUAGCGAAUGCAGCUGUAGCUGAGCUCUGUAAACUCGUAGACGACGACUAUGCAGUGUUUCGUUUGGAAAUAACGCAAAGCCAGAAAGAAAACAGGGUUUUGCGAAGGAAACUACUGGAACUGAAGGUGGCAAGGGAGCGCGCAGAGAGGACAACGCGGGAGCGCGUCCUCGCCAGUCGUGUCAAGAUCCCUGACCGAAACAGAGAAAUGUCAAGAGUCACUGUCUCAGGUGAAGGACGUCUCACUGGAGGGCACAGGAGCUUUGUGAAGCCAGCGAGACACAAUACAUGGAGAGAUGACCAACCAAUCACUGUUGAGGGGAGUGGAACCUCAACCCAGCACGUUAUCGUAAUAGAGUCUGCAGAUGCAGAGGCUGCAGGUCCUGGGGUCAAGCAGGAGAGGUCUGAAGGAGAGAAGGACCCACAGCACAGCAGAGCCAUCCAGACUGGAGCGCCCCCUGUAAGCAUAGAGGACCCCACCAGUGCCCCAACGCCUCCCAGGAACCGACCCAGCGUCAGGGAGGUCAGCGGAACGCAGAACGCCGUCCUCAAGUCAGAGACCGACACCAAGACUUUAAAUUUAACACACAGGCUCUUACACACAGGUUCUGACCACAGAUUGGACCCAGGGAGACUGGGCUGUCCUCCUGCUCCUGGUUCAGAGUACUUACCGGUAUUUCACCAGAGCCAGAGGAUGGUUCAUUGCCGUGGAGAUGACUCGAUAGACACUAGUGGUGAUGAUCCGUCUUGUUCUUACACUACAGAGAUGGACCCUGGCAACAAGACCUUGGGUUUAGAGACACAGACUGAUCUGUCUAGAGGGGACUGGAACCGGUAUAGUAGUAGUGUAUACUCUGAAGGGUACCUAGCUAAGAAAGGGGAGGUUAUAGUGAUAGAUGAGGUGAAAGUGGAGGGUGUCGUUCCUCCCACAUGGAUUGCAGAUAGUCACCUAGGAAACAGACACUCACAAGGCAGAGAUUUCUUAUAUUACAGGGAAAGCUUAGAGACACAUCCAAAUGUUGAGACCCACUCCCCUACACACACAUUCAAGGAAUGCGACUCAGUGUCCACGUCAAUGAGUCCUUCCGAUUCACAGGUAUUGAACUCAAAGGACCAAAGGGCCAAGGCUCGGGGAGCAACAUCAGGCAAUAGUAAAGAGAAACGGUUCCUCUGCAUGUUCUGUAAGAAAGGCUUCAGCUGCUCCCAGAAUGUGGAGAUCCACCAGAGGAUCCACACAGGAGAGAAACCCUACAGCUGCCCCCAGUGUCACAUGUGCUUCGCUCAGUCUGGCAGCCUGAAGAGGCACCAAAGGGUCCACACAGGGGAGAAACCCUACAGCUGCCCACAGUGCGAGAAGAGGUUCUCCCGCCAACACCUGCUGAAGACGCACCUGAAGAUCCACACAGGAGAGAGGCCAUAGCGCCUGUACGCACUGCAGGAAGAGAUUCUCAGAGAGGAGCUACCUCAGGAUACACCAGCAGAAAAAACAUUCCACUCUAUAACAUAGAAAGUUUGUUUAGAUCAAACCCUGCAAUGAAGGUCGACUCAGCGAGAUGACUUAGAUGCACAAAGUAAACAGCAGUAGUGGGUCAAUUUCUACAACAACUAAGAGCGUUGAAGCACAAGGCUACAUUUCUGAUGUUUUGGGCCUGCGGCUACCACGUUGUAGCAGUGUGAAGCGAACUCCUCUACAUGCGCAGAUACUGUGUGACUGUGUGAAAGCAAAGUCUAGCAUCACGCUCAUCACAAUAUCUGGGGUUCUGCUCGUGGCAACCUCAUAACGCUGAGUCUUCCUUUAAAGACAAAGGUUCAUUUUCAUUGUUGUCAGAAUAACAUUUCAGUGUUGCAUAUUCCUAGGUAGAAUAUUGCAUUUAGGCAUUGUGUGAUACACAUAAUUACAUUGCCUUCAGAAAGUAUUCACACCAGUUGACGUUUUCCUCAUUUUGUUGUGUUACUGGCCAACACACAAUAUCCCAUGAUGUCAAAGUGGAAUUAUGUUUUUAGACAUUUUUACAAAUUAAUAAAAAAUGAAAAGCUGAAAUGUCUUGAGUCAGUAAGUAUUCAACCCCUUUGUUAUGGCAAGCCUAAAUAAGUUCAGGAGUAAAAACGUCACUUAAGUUGCAUAGUUAACAUGAUUUUUUAAUGACUACCUCAUCUCUGUACCCCAUACCUACAGAUACAUGUAAGGUCCCUCAGUCGAGCAGUGAAUUUCUAACACAGAUUCAAGACCAGGUAGAUUUCCAAUGCCUCUGAAUGAAGGGCACCUAUUGGUAGAUGGGUAAAAUAAAAAAGCAGGCAUUGAAUAUCCCUUUGAGAAUGGUGUAGUUAUUAAUUACACUUUGGAUGGUAUAUCAAUACACCCAGUUACUACAAAGAUACAGAAGCCCUUCCUAACUCUGUUGCCGGAAAGGAAGGAAACCACUCAGGGAUUUCACCAUGAGGCCAAUGGUGACUUUAAAACAGUUACAGAGUUUAAUGGCUGUGAUAGGAGAAAACUCAGGAUGAAUCAAGAACUUUGUAGUUACUCUACAACACUAACCUAAUUGACAGAGUGAAAAGAAGUAAGCCAGUACAGAAGAAAAAUAUUUUUUUGAAUAUAAAACAUAUUUUUAAAAAGGCACUAAAGUAAAACUGCAAAAAAUGUAGCAAAGAAAUUAACUUUAUUUCCUAAAUACAAAGUGUUGUUUGGGGCAAAACCAACACAUCAGUGAGUAUGACUCUUCAUAUUUUCAAGCAUGGUGGUAGCUGCAUCAAGUUAUGGGUGUGCUUGUCAUCGGCAAGGACUAGGGAGGUUUUUUUUCAAUCAUAAAAAUAAACGAAAAAGCUAAGCACAGGCAAAAUCCAAGAGGAAAACCUGGGUCAGUCUGCUUUCCAAUAGACACUGGGAGAUUAAUUCACCUUUCAGCAGGACAGUUACCUAAAACACAAGGCCAAAUAUACACUGGCGUUGCAUACCAAGACAACAUUGAAUGUUCCUGAGUGGCUUAGUAUCAGUUUGACUUAAAAAAAUAAUAAAGUAAGAAUAAUGUGAAAAUAUUGUACAAUCCAGGUGUACAAAGCUCUUAAUAAGGACUUACCCACAAAGACUCACAGCUGUAAAUCGCUGUCAAAGGUGAUUCUAGCAUGUUUUGACUCGGGUUGAAUACUUAUAAUCAAGAUGUUUUUUUUUACAAAUGUAUAAUUUUUCUCCCACUUUCACAGAGUAUUUUGUGUAGAUCGUUGACCAAAAAAAUACAAUUAAAUACAUUUUAAUCCCACUUUGUAACACAACAAAAUGUGGAAAAAGGGGUGUGAAGGCUGCACUUAAUUUUUUAUAUUGUGCUUGCACUGUGUAGACUGAUGUUCAAAUGCCGUUGAAAUACCCCAAAAAUUCCUGAGACACUUUUAAUGAGAAAAUUAAUGCAGAUUUGUUGUUGAGACGUGUGGUUUUCAUAUGGUGUAUUUAAAACUUGUUUCUGUUUAAUAAACACAAAAUUGGACUUUA
Messenger RNA from Oncorhynchus kisutch (coho salmon), 5487 nucleotides. Its product is annotated as zinc finger protein 552-like. Lineage: Eukaryota; Metazoa; Chordata; Actinopteri; Salmoniformes; Salmonidae. Gene Ontology annotation, biological process: regulation of gene expression. Gene Ontology annotation, cellular component: nucleus. The transcript has 3 exons. The record is from RefSeq and is a predicted model, not a curated record. The coding region runs from base 1954 to 3423 and encodes 489 amino acids.